AUGCCAGCCCGGCUGCCUCACGGGGAGGCAGAGACACAUGGCCAUGGCGCUAGCAUCCUGUUGGGUUUUUAGACGGGUUCCAUGUGUGACACCUAUGUACUCCUCCCUCGGAACACAGUAGAAAGGUGCCCCGGUUCUGACUCUUCUGAAUAACCACACACCGGAAGCCAGCGCGACAGAAGGCAAGGCCACAAAAAAGAGGAUCGAAGCCAGCCAGCAGCAGGUGACGUCUAG
Lontra canadensis (Northern American river otter) is the source of this 234-nucleotide messenger RNA. It is a transcript of the gene SMIM2, whose product is annotated as small integral membrane protein 2. NCBI's taxonomy places the organism in Eukaryota, Metazoa, Chordata, Mammalia, Carnivora, Mustelidae. The record is from RefSeq and is a predicted model, not a curated record. The transcript has a single exon.